UAGUCCUGGCCGUGAGUACAGAGAGCCGCGUCGGCAGCUAUACAGGAUAAAUAGGGUUGGCGACGUAUCGAAUGACCGAAGACACGCUAUGGCCUAGACAGCUGUUGUUUACGCCGCCUUACGGCACACGAACACACAAAGAGGGGGAUGGUAGAGGAUGACACCGAUCGCCGAGAGAGCCGAUCCUGGCUGCAAUGUUCAUUCCCGAGUGCGUUCUCGGUGUACCUCACUGCGCAGGUCCCUCGGAUGCGUACAGCAGGUGAAGGGACUGAGGAAGGGAAUCCCUUGAGUCAAGUGUCAGACCUGGGUGUAUGGCUGUGUGUGACCAAGUCACAGGAUUCAAGAUUCGAAUCCACCCUGGAGGCAGCAAAGUCCUUUUCGCUUGUAAAAGGCAUUUCCUCGGUUUAGGUGUUCCUCUGCAUUUCCCAGCUUACCCAAAGACCUUUUUCUAGCAAUAGUGAACUUGUAACAGGAAUUGGUGUUAUCCGUUUAUUCAAAAAGGUAUUUGUCAAGCUUUUGUAGCGCUUCAAUGCCUUAAACCAAGACCCCACGGAUUACAAUAGCAUUCUUCGAGCUGGGUUGCGAACCGGUAAUCGACCACCACACACCUAGAAGCGCCAUCCGCAUUUGGUGGCAUUUGGGUAUUGAUUUUUGGCAAGCAUUUUCGCUACAGCCACCACUUUGCAUCUUCGUUGCGUUAUAUUCUGAGCACAGGUUCUCUGAUAAGAAAACGACCAUCGGUGUGUGGCUGUUGCGUUGGGGCGUCGACUUGUUGGUACUCGAUCUGGUGACUGGUGCCAAAAGUUUUGUUUUUUAAUACCAUAAAUACCACCCGUGAGGGACACUUUUGGCACUUUUGGGUGUAAUUGGGUGUGACCACCUGCCAUCAGCGAAAUCGUCAUCACGAGUGUUAUAGGCCAGCUCACCGACCGAGAUGCGGGACAUCGCGGCUCGGAUCUGCCGUGACUAUCUGACCGGAGCGUGGAAAACGAUCUCGGCGGAGGAGCUGCAGCUGAGGCGCAUCAGUGGCGGCCUUUCGAACUUCCUGUACUACGUGAGCCUACCGGAUCACCACUACUACAGCCACAACAGUAGCGUCCAGUCACGAUCGAAUGCAAGCUCCCCGAGAGGUUCCAUCAGCGGACCGGACCAUCAAGGCGUCAUCACGAAUACCAGCACGAAGCUGAAGUCGUCAUCAAACGGAGGGAAUAACAAGCGUGCUCGCAAGGACAGCUACACGGCAUGUUUGCCAGAGCCGAAAGAGGUACUGCUGCGAAUCUAUGGACAAACGCACGGUGAACAUGCACUGGAAACGAUGUUGACGGAGUCGGUCGUAUUUACGUUGCUCUCGGAGCGCAAGCUUGGCCCCAAGCUUCACGGUAUUUUCCCGGGCGGGCGCAUCGAACAGUACAUUCCUGCCCGGGCACUGCUGACGGCUGAGUUGGGUGAUCCGAAGAUUUCGCUCAAGGUAGCGGAACGGAUGGCCGCCAUUCACACCAUGGACAUACCGGUGUCGAAGGAACCGGAUUGGCUGUGGGCAAAGAUGGCCGGCUGGCUGAAGGGUAUUGCCGGUACGCUCGAAACGAUGGAACGUGAUCGGGCUAAUGGCAAUGCUAACACGUCGCCAACCGCCGGUGGCUUCGGUGACGGGCAUACGAUGCUGGACAUACUGGCCGAGAUCGAUCUAGCGGCCGAGGUACAAUGGUUACGAUCGUUGAUCUCGAGCGAAGACUUUCCUGUGGUGUUCUGUCAUAACGAUCUGCAGGAGGGUAACAUCCUGCUGCGUCAGGAUGAACCAUCAUCAAUGGCCAACUUUGAGUGUAAUCCGAUCGAAGCGUUUGAUGAGUCGACCCAGCUAGAUUCCCAUUUCAGUGGUAUCCUCAUAUCGAGCGGUAUCGUACCGACAAAUGCAACGGAACCAUUAUCGCACGGGAAUCAGUCCGCUACGAUCAGUCUCAACUCGAGGAACUCUAGAAAGCGAUCGCUCGAACAAGACCACAUGGAGAACAGUGAUCUCGACAAUACGCGUGACUCGGUAUUGAGCGGCAACUCGCAGCCCCUCUCGGAACCAGAAGCCGGCAGCAACACGGAUGGUACGCCGGAAUUGAUGAUCAUCGACUUUGAGUACUGUGCCUACAAUUACCGUGGUUUCGAUCUAGCGAACCAUUUCCUCGAGUGGACAUUCGACUACACAAAUCGCGCCUCCCCGUACUUCUACCACAAGCCUGACCAGUAUCCAACUUAUGAGCAACAGGAAAAGUUCAUCAUCCAGUACUUGACUCAUUUAUCGUGCCCGGGAGAUGCUCGUACCAACAAAACCGAUGAGGAGGACGAGGACGACCUGGACGAACAGGAUCGAGUGUCGGAAACUGGUAGCAGCACUAUGGACGAGGUAGAGCAGAUACGCCGCGAAGUGCAGUGCUUUACGAUGGUUUCGCAUCUUUUCUGGAGCCUCUGGGCUAUCGUUAAUGUGUAUCAGCAGAUCGAGUUUGGUUAUAUGGAGUAUGCCGCGUGCCGGCUAAAGCAGUACCGUUUGGCAAAGAAGUUCUACACCGAGAUGAUGAUGGGAACCGGUAGUGGCAGUGAUGGCUCGCACAAGGCACCGUCCGUUGAUCCGGAGAAGUAAGGUGCGGAGUAUAUUGUCGACUCUACGCUGCCACUCCAUGAUUACGAUAGUACGCCUUCAUCAUGGCUCUUCGUCUCCGGAAAACUGAUGUGGAAUCUCUGCUCUCCAGGAUGCCCUUCGCUGGUUUGCGAUGGCAACUCAAUUGGCUGUUAUUAGCUUGGAUAAAUGUAAGGCUGGCAUCAUAGGCAGUUUAACUCUAAACUAGGGCCACUGGCAAGUGUGCUGUGAUUGGAUCGGAUCGGAUAUUACAGACAGCCAGGAAAUUCAACCCAAAUGCACUCGUGGAUUGUUUUGCAAUACCAUCAGUUUAUAGGCAGUAUUAGGUUAGACCAUUGCUAGGGGGGAUAGUUUAUUGAAAAAUUCUCUAUAUGUCUCCAAUCGGAGGGAGCGCCGUUCUUUAUUUAUUAACAUACCAGCCUGUAGUAUAACCAGUGACUGAACCCGCAAAACUGCAAUCGAGACUCUGGGAACCUGGAACCACAUAAUUGCUGCUCUGUGGCAGUUUAAAUGUAGUAAGCGUUAAUUGUGAGCUGCUACUUGCCCAGAAAGGCACGAAUACGCUUGACGAGAAAAAGGCGAAAGCCAAACUAAACCAAAACCCGGCCAAUGAGGCCCCCCAAAAAUGAAAAAAGAAUGGAAGGUGAUAGAACAAAGCAGCAAUAGGAAAAGGAACAAUGAGAACAACAUAUUUUUGCGAUUUUAAUUAAAACGACCUGUGUUUAAAAUUAAGUUAAUGACCGAUAAGCAUCUAAGAGAACUAGGAUUUAAUAAAAAAAAGUUUUUUGUUUCUCGUGACCGAGACCAAUACUUUAACGAUCACCGCCACUCUCUGCUGUAGGAGUUUCUAGUUGCCACGUGAGCCGCCAAAGGCAUUAGAUGUUUAAUAGUAGGUAGUAGUAGGCCAAACUCAGCAUGUUCUAUGCUAUAGUGACCAUUCCAGCGUAUGUGUGUUGUGCUGUUAGUGUGAUUCUGGGUCAAGGUUGAACAGGGUUUUCAUAAUGGACCACAUAACGGGAAGUGGAUACGAGGGAUUUAAUGGAUUUUUGAUGUUAAAUCGGGAACGCGAACUUUGACUGAGACGCAGUAUGUAACGAAUACGAGAAGUAGUUCACGCUCACCGACACGCUGGGAAUGUAGCGUGCCCAAAAGGCAGGUGGCAGUUCCUCCUAUGGUGCCUCAUUACGAAAAACAUUAAACAUAUCAUAAAUGUAAUGAGAGCUCUACUACACAUCGAUGAUGCACAGGCGAUACUUGCCUGUAUUAGCAUCCUGCACCUUAUCUCAAUGCUCGCCGCACCGAAAAUUCGAUUCGAUAGAAAUUAAUUAAUGGCACGACUUACGGAACGAUGGUCAGCGGUAGAUGAAGGAGAGGCGAGAUUUUAGAGAAAAACUGAAGUGACUGAAGAUUGAAAGCACUGUCUCUCCGCUAGUCUUUCAUAAAAUGAUCCUUAUUCAAAUGAUACAAAUUCCGUUAACAGUAGCAAAAGUGAGAAUUAUAACAGCUUUGCGUAAUCGGCUAAACAUGACUCCGUGAUAAGUAGAGAUGGUGGCGUCUAUUAAAUGAUUUCUCCUGUAAUAGAUAGGUGUAGGUGGUUGAAGUGGCGAAUGGAAAGCUCACUCGCAUCCAUAGGGUUUUCUCUCCAGUGGUAUGUUGGUACGUUGUGAAUGUCCUCCGUGUAAUUGUAUGGUUUCCCGUGAUAUUGGUAAUGUUUGAAUGGUAGUAAUAUCUUUUCAUAGUUAGCGCUAGAUCAUCCAAAUUUGAUCGAUCCAUUGAUCCAAGACAAAAUACGCAAGAACAAACACACAAAUACAUGUACUAAGCUAAUAAAGAAAUGCAUGCUCGGCUCAUCUUA
Anopheles darlingi is the source of this 4478-nucleotide messenger RNA. Its product is annotated as choline/ethanolamine kinase. Gene Ontology annotation, cellular component: cytoplasm. Lineage: Eukaryota; Metazoa; Arthropoda; Insecta; Diptera; Culicidae. The transcript has 7 exons. The record is from RefSeq and is a predicted model, not a curated record. Bases 935 to 2626 code for a protein of 563 amino acids. Gene Ontology annotation, biological process: phosphatidylethanolamine biosynthetic process; CDP-choline pathway. Gene Ontology annotation, molecular function: ethanolamine kinase activity; choline kinase activity.